UUGCAACCAUUUCCCAAAAAAGACGAAACCGAACGGAACCAUUAGCAUAAAAUUAGGGUUAGGGUUUAGGAAAAGAUUGAACAAAAAAUGGGAACCAAAAAGAAAUCAGCAAAGAAGAUAGAGCUCGAAGAGGAUGCGGCGGAUGCGUCAAUCACACUAAUCAGUGAUGACGACGAUGAAGCAAACAAGGAUCUCAGCCUCGAGAUUGUUCAAAAAGCGCUCCUCAGUCGUGCAACAAAUCCCCAAAACGACGCCGUAUUGAAUGUACCAACAGUUAUCGCCGCAUCCAAAGUUCAAUUGAAGGAGAAGAAGAAGAAGAAGAAAAAGAAGAAGCUUGAGUCUGAAAUUGAAACUGUAAAUGUUGUUGAGGUUGAAGAAGAAGAAAAGGAAGAUGUAGAGAAAAUCAAAGCUCCAGAGAAAGAGCAACAUGGCGAAGCAGAAACAGGCAUGGUUGAUCCGAGCGACAAUGUUGUUCUGCGAGUCACUGGUUCCGACUCGAUUAGUGAGGAGAUUAAGACUCAUAAAAAGAAGAAGAAAAAGAAAAAGCCUGAAUCUGAGAUUCAAACUGUUAAUGCUGCAAUAGUUGAAAAUGAAGAAGAAAAGGAAUCUGUAGAGACAAUUGAAGUCCCGGAGAAAGUAGGGCCCGUUGAAGCAGAAAUAGGGGUGGUUGAUACUAAUGACAAUGUUGUUCUGCGUAAGCUGCUUCGUGGUCCGAGGUAUUUUGAUCCUCCAUCAGAUAGUGUUUGGGGAACAUGCUUUAAUUGCGGUGAAGAAGGCCAUGCUUCUUUCAACUGUACAGUUGCUAAACGCAAGAAGCCUUGCUUUGUAUGUGGCAGUUUGAUUCAUAAUGUCAAAAAAUGCACCAUGGCACGAUAUUGCUCUAAGUGCAAGAUAGUUGGUCACCGGACUAAAGACUGUGAUCAAGAGAAGCACACUUGGGGUUCUAAUUCUAAAAGCUUGACAAUAUGCUUGAGAUGUGGGAAUUCUGGGCAUGAUAUGUUUUUGUGCAAAAAUAAUUAUUCGCAGGAUGAUCUAAAGGAAAUUCAAUGCUAUGUCUGCAAGAAUUUUGGCCACUUAUGCUGUGUCAACACAACAGAUGCUACACCAAACGAAUUUUCUUGCUACAAAUGUGGUCAAAUGGGUCAUAUUGGUUUGGCAUGUUCAAGGUUGCAAACUGAGAACACCACCAAUGCAGCCACUCCUAGUUCAUGCUACAAGUGCGGGGAAAAAGGACAUUUUGCCCGAGAGUGCUCAAGUUCUGUUAAGACAAAUUCAAGGUGGCAACCUGAGACCACUGAUCCAGCCACACCUAGUUCAUGCUAUAGGUGCGGUGAAGAAGGACAUUUUUCUCGAGAAUGCUCAAGUUCUGUUAAGGUAGGCAACAGGAAACAUAAAUUAUCAAGUACAGAAACCCCAAGAUUUCAGAAAGAGAAUAGCUACAUGGGAUAUAGGUCUGCUCCACAUGAGAGUGGCGAGGCUAGUAAAAAGAUAAGACCUCAUGAAGAAGAAAGUGACAUUAAAACACCAAAGAAGUCAAAGUAUAAAGGUGGUUGGAUGACAGAGCAUCCUGGUGAAUUCUCUACUUCAAAUUCCAAAAGGGAAAUUUGGCGAUCUCCAGUAUCACCACAUACUAAAAAUCACUUUUUUAAUAAUGGUAGUCUCAGUUCUAAGUCUUUUAAGAUGAGGAAUGAUCAUGAUUAUGAUGGAACCCCAAAUUCUGGAGGAUCAGCCAGGUCUUUUCAUCACAGAUACUCAGCUUCAAGGUUUGGCAACGCGAGUAGUGAUGGUUUUGAGAGAAUUUACAACAGAUGGUAGAUUUAGUGUAUGAUUGGAAACAAGUUAAACUCACCGCCACCGCACAUUUGGCUGCAUUUCGCAAUGGAAAUGCAGAAGCUACAAAAUGUAGCAUCAAAAGGAACCCACCUUUGCAUUGUGGCCCCCGCUAAAUCAAACACAUGCUUAACCAACAGAGUCACCCUUAUUUUUUAGUUUUUGAACUCAUAUUCAUGUUUCUUUGUUAUUUAUUCUUUGUACUUUAUUUGUUAUACUUCUUUGAACUUGGAGGGGAGGUGUGUCCCCCAAAACUUCAUUGUUAAAUUAAAAGUGUUUGUCCAUCUUCCAAGUAAAGAUUAAUGUUACAAUUAUUACAAUUUAUUUAACCAA
Cicer arietinum (chickpea) is the source of this 2163-nucleotide messenger RNA. RefSeq lists its product as uncharacterized. The record is from RefSeq and is a predicted model, not a curated record. Lineage: Eukaryota; Viridiplantae; Streptophyta; Magnoliopsida; Fabales; Fabaceae. Gene Ontology annotation, molecular function: nucleic acid binding; zinc ion binding.